Messenger RNA from Parasteatoda tepidariorum (common house spider), 2575 nucleotides. RefSeq names its product glypican-6. Lineage: Eukaryota; Metazoa; Arthropoda; Arachnida; Araneae; Theridiidae. The record is from RefSeq and is a predicted model, not a curated record. Gene Ontology annotation, biological process: cell migration; regulation of protein localization to membrane; regulation of signal transduction. Gene Ontology annotation, cellular component: plasma membrane; extracellular region; cell surface.
AAUGUAACCCCUCCGUCAAUUCAUUUGUAGCAUAAGCAGCUUUGUGGCUGGCUGUGUUGUGUGGGAUAUAUUGUGUGUUAGAAACAUGAACAUUUUCAUAACCGGAUUCAGUGUUGUGUUAUUUUCUCUCAUCAUCAGCUCAUCUCGUCAGUUCAUUAUCAAGAAUAUGUGUUAAAAAUUCAUCGCUUUUUCCUAGUUAUUUCUUAUUAAAUCGGGAAGCAUGGCUUCGGAGAUGUAUUUAUCUGUGAAUCUCAAUAGAUUUUUAUGUGUGUCAAUUAUUUAUUUAUUUACUUAUUUGAGAUUCACGACUGCUUCUACUGUACUUAGUACUGUAUCCGCCACAUCUAAAGAAUUAGCUUGUACAAAUGUAAAAUACGCAUAUUCAUUGCGAGGGUUUAAUAACCUGGAAGUCCCUAUCCAAGCAAUAUCUGGGGAUCAUCUGAGGAUAUGUGAUAGAGGUCUCACAUGUUGCACAACUGACAUGGAGCACAAACUAAGCACACACAGCAGGGCGGAAUUUGACCGUCUUCUGCGGGACACCAUUGGUCAAACUCGCACUAUAUUUGCUGCUCAAGCACAGAGGUUCGAUGAAUAUUUUAAAGAAUUGCUAAAAACUUCUAAAAAGGACUUUCAUGAGAUGUUUCUUCGAACAUAUGGCAUGCUGUACGAUAGGAACUCCUACAUCUUCAGGGAAAUGUUCGAUGACCUGGAAAAAUACUAUCAAACAGGAGGGGUCGAUUUGACAGCAGCAUUGGAAAAUUUCUUUGAUCGUCUCUAUAGGAAAAUGUUCCAGGUGCUUAACAGUCAGUACACGUUCAAUGAUAUCUACAUGACUUGCAUAAGUCAACAAAUGGAACAGCUCAAACCCUUCGGAGAUGUUCCUAAGAAAUUAAACGUGGAAGUCAAAAGAUCCUUCGUAGCCACGCGGACAUUUGUUCAGGCUUUGGUCAUUGGAAGAGAUGUUGUGAAAUUCAUACAGGAAGUAGGUCCAACCCCGGAAUGCAGCCGCGCCCUCAUGAAGAUGACAUACUGCCCUCACUGUAGUGGUUUGCCUGAUGUGAGGCCCUGCUCCCACUACUGCCUUAAUGUCAUGAGGGGUUGCCUAGCAUAUCACGCAGAAAUACACCAGGAAUGGAAUAAUUAUAUAAAUGCCAUGAUGAUGCUAGCCUCGAGGUUAGAAAGUUCCUUCAAUAUUGAAUCAGUAGUAGAUCCAAUUGAUAUUAAAAUAUCCGACGCCAUCAUGAACUUUCAAGAGAAUGGACAAGCUGUUUCUCAAGAGCUUUUCAAACAUUGUGGAAAACCUCGAUUGGGUAAACGUGAUGCCCGCCAUGAACUGAAUUUUGAGACUUUGAAAUUCGGUCACCGAGAGAACGCUGUCCGUCCAACUACAGCUGCUGGGACGAGCAUCGAUCGGCUUGUUCAAAGUAUUAAGAAGAAAAUUAAGAAGACAAAAAAUUUCUGGCUUCAACUUUCUGGCUUCAUGUGCAAUAAUCCUCAAGUUGCUGGUGAUAAAAAAGUCUUGCCCCAAGAAGAAUGUUGGAAUGGUCUUAACAAAGCCAAGUAUGACGGGGAUUUAAUUGGAGAAGGACUAAUCAACCAAACUAAGAAUCCUGAAGUAAAUUUUGAUGUUUCGCGCCAAAAUUCAGUCAUCAACCAACAGAUUUUAACUCUAAAACUCAUCACUACUAAGCUCACCCAUGCCUACAAUGGACUCGACGUAGAAUGGCAAGAUUCUGAUUCUGAAUGGUCAUCAAGCGGUAGUGGAAGUGGUAGUGGUUUUGGAGAAGAAGAACAGACUGAUAGUUUUGAAGAUAUUUACUUCUCAACGCCAUCAUCACCAACUAGAAUACCUAAACAACCACCAACUCCUCCUGAAGUGUCAUCAGCGAAUACUAGAUGGCACCACCUAACAUUCCUGACUCUAUGUGGAUACGUUCUAUGGAGCUUCGUGAUAGUGAGAUUUUUUAAUUAACAUGAAUGUACGAGCAUGGUUAGUCUGCUUUUGGUCGACGUCUAAGUGCUUCCUAAAUGACACGUUAAUGAGCUAGUUAUAUAAAAAAAAAUCCACUGCCUUCAAAGCGAAAAGACAGUUUUAAGAAUUUUCGUUCCGCAGAAGUUUUGUAUAAUUUCGAAUAUCAUCAGUGUACAAAUGAAUUGUAGAUAUUUCUUUGAGAGAUGAUGAAAUGAUGGACUAUUAUCUGUUUUUAUCAUAAAUUUUGUGAGAUCUUUAACUUUUUUGUAAUUGCUCAUUUGUGAUAUUUCAUUCAAACUAUACGAUUUUUCAAACAUUAUUUUGUAUGAAAGUUUUCAUUUGCCUAAAAAAAAAAUUUUUUUUUGAAAGAAAUUUUGUGUCAGAUAGACUAUCAGGACAAUGAUAUUAUUUUUUUAUUAGAAUCUCUUGUACUCUGAAACUAGAUUUGUGAGAGUCUCUAAAGCUAGAGCUGAUAGUCAUUACUCUAGAGAAACCAAUCUUCGGAGUCAUUGUGUUAUAACUCUCAUUCUUGAAACAGGUGCUUAUGAAUGUAAAAAAUGUAUAUUUGAAUAUAAAUUAAGAUAUUAAACUGUUUAAUGUACA